AUGGCAGAGACGAAAUCGAAGCAGAAGAAGUACGCCCUUAUCGGCACGGGAGGCCGAUCUUCAUUUUUCUACUCUGCAAUAGCAACGGCCUACAAAGAUACAUCAGUUGUAGUAGCAUUAUGUGACACAAACCAAACGCGGUUGGAUUUUGCAAACGAGCAAUUACAAGCUCUCGGCCAUGCAAAAGUGCCUACCUUCAAGGCUGCAGACUUUGAUCGAAUGAUCGAGCAGACAAAACCAGAUGAAGUCAUCAUUACAACUAUCGACCGGACGCAUAACAUUUACGUCGUAAGAGCUCUGGAAUUGGGAUGCAAUGUGGUGACCGAGAAGCCCAUGACGAUUGAUGCCCCUCGAUGUCGGGAGAUCUUCGAUGCUGUCGAGAGGACUGGCAAGAAAGUACGCGUCACCUUCAACUACCGUUAUGCACCACACAAUACCAAGGUCUGGGAGAUCCUGCGCUCCGGCGCCGUUGGCACAGUGACCAGUAUACAUUUUGAGUGGAUGCUGAAUACUUCUCAUGGGGCCGACUACUUCCGACGCUGGCACCGCGACAAACGCAACAGUGGCGGUCUGCUAGUCCAUAAGAGUACGCAUCACUUUGACCUGGUGAACUUCUGGCUCAACUCGAGCCCCGAGACAGUUUACGCACAGGGUGAUUUGAAGUUCUACGGUCGUGAGAAUGCGGAGAAAAGGGGUGUGACAGACUUUUAUACCCGCGCACACGGGAGUGAAAAGGCAAAGAAUGAUCCUUUUGCGCUGCACAUGGAGACAAACGAGAAGCUGAAGAGAAUGUAUCUGGAUGCGGAACAUGAAGAUGCGUACUACCGGGACCAGAGCGUCUUUGGAGAUGGAAUCAGCAUUGAGGAUACCAUGAAUCUUCUCGUACGGUAUAAGAACGGUGCCGUGCUGACGUACUCGCUCACGGCCUAUGCACCCUGGGAAGGAUUCCGCGUAUCUUUUAAUGGCACUGGCGGGCGGUUGGAAAUGGAGGUCGUGGAGAACAGUUACGUGAACAGUGGCGGUGAUCAGUCUUUGGAGGGAAGCCUAGAGACUCGCUCCAUCACGUUGAGAAAGCUGUUCGAGAAACCUCAAGAUGUUGAGAUUCCGGACAGCGUAGGAGCUCAUGGAGGCGGCGACGAAGUGCUAUUAGCAGACUUGUUCGGUGAACAGGGAGCGGAGAUCAAUCAGGAUAUGAGGGCUGCGACGCAUGUCGAUGGGGCAUUGUCGAUACUGACGGGUGUAUGCGCAAACAAGAGUAUCGCGACAGGCCAGGUAGUAAAGGUUAGCGAUGUAUUUGUGAUAUAG
Plenodomus lingam JN3 is the source of this 1305-nucleotide messenger RNA. RefSeq lists its product as uncharacterized. Lineage: Eukaryota; Fungi; Ascomycota; Dothideomycetes; Pleosporales; Leptosphaeriaceae. The record is from RefSeq and is a predicted model, not a curated record. Gene Ontology annotation, molecular function: nucleotide binding.